Molecule: messenger RNA, 4326 nt
Organism: Pipistrellus nathusii (Nathusius's pipistrelle)
Lineage: Eukaryota; Metazoa; Chordata; Mammalia; Chiroptera; Vespertilionidae
Source: the annotation of a GenBank genome assembly
AUGCCUCGUGGUCGUAAGAGUAAGCUCCGUGCUCGGGAGAAACGCCGCCAAAACCGAGCUGAGAAACAAGGUGAUAUGAGUUCUCAGGCCCCUGCAGGAGAGGAAGGAGAAGCUGCUUGCUCCUCCUCUUCCGUUUUUGGGGAUAGUCCCUCAACCUCCACUGGUGCUGGCAUUCUCCAGGCACCUCAGGAUGCCCCAGCCACCACCAGUGGCACUGCAAGUGCUUCAGGUGAUGGGUCUGCCGUAAAAGCCAAAGGCCAGGUUCAGAAAAAUAAAAAAGCCUCCCAGGUCUCACUGUCCUCUGGUGAUGGCACCGUCCAGGCACCUCAGGAUGCUCUAGCUGUCACCACCAGUGCCACUACAGGUGCUUCAGGUGAAAUAUCUGAUACAAAAGUCAAAGGCCAGGUUCAGAAAAAUAAAAAAGCCUCCGAAGUCUCAACCUUCAGAAAAGUAAAAAUUGCCAAAUGCCAGAUUCAGAAAAGUAACAAAGCCUCCCAGGUCUCAACCUCCACUAGUGCUGGCACUGUCCAGGCACCUCAGGAUGCUCUAGCUGUCACCACCAGUGCCGCUGCAGGUGCUUUGGAUGAAAUAUUUUAUGUAAAAGCCAAAGGCCAGGUUCAGAAAAGUAAAAAAGCAGCCCAAGCCUCAACCUCCACUGAUGAUGGCCCUCUCCAGGCGCCUCAGGAGACCCCAGUCACCACCAGUACCAAUGCAGGUGAUUCAGGUGAAAUAUCUGAUGCAAAAGUCAAAGGCCAGGUUCAGAAAAAUAAAAAUGACUCUGAAGCCUCAAUGUCCUCUGGUGAUGGCACCGUCCAGGCACCUCAGAAUGCCCCAGCCACCACCAGUGCCACUGUAGGGACUUCGGGUGAAAUAUCUGAUGUAAAAGCCAAAGGCCAGGUUCAAAAAAGUAAAAAUGACUCCAAAGUCUCAAUGUCCUCUGGUGAUGGCACCGUCCAGGCACCUCAAGAUGUCCCAGUCACCACCAGUGCCGCUGCAGGUGCUUCAGGUGAAAGAUCUGCUGUAAAAUCCAAAGUACAGGUUCAGAAAAAUACAAAAGCCUCCCAGAUCUCAAUGUCCUCUGGUGAUGGCCCUCUCCUGGCGCCUCAGGAGACCCCAGACACCACCAGUGCCGCUGCAGGUGCUUCGGGUGAAAUAUCUGAUGUAAAAGCCAAAGGCCAGGUUCAGAAAAGUAAAAAUGACUCCCAGGUCUCAACCUCCAGUGGUGAUGGCACCGCCCAGGCGCCUCAGGAGACCCUAGAUACCACCAGUGCCACUGCAGGUGGUUCAGGUGAAAUAUCUGAUUCCAAAGUCUCAACCUCCAGAAAAGUGAAAAAUGCCAAAGGCCAGGUUCAGAAAAGUAAAAAAGCCUCCCAGGUCUCAACCUCCACUGUUGAUGGCCCUCUCCAGGCGCCUCAGGAGACCACAGUCACCACCAGUACCACUGCAGGUGGUUCAGAUGAAAUAUCUGAUGCAAAAGUCAAAGGCCAGGUUCAGAAAAAUAAAAAAGCCUCUGAAGUCUCAAUGUCCUCUGGUGAUGGCACCCUCCAGGCACCUCAGGAUGCUCUAGCCACCAGUGCCACUGCAGGUGGUUCAGGUGAAAUAUAUGAUGCAAAAGCCAAAGGCCAGGUUCAGAAAAGUAAAAAUGACUCCAAAGUCUCAAUGUCCUCUGGUGAUGGCACCGUCCAGGCACCUCAGGAUGCCUCAGUCACCACCAGUGCCGCUGCAGGUGCUUCGGGUGAAAGAUCUGUAAAAUCCAAAGUCCAGGUUCAAAAAAAUAAAAAAGCCUCCCAGGUCUUAAUGUCCACUGGUGAUGGCCCUCUCCUGGCGCCUCAGGAGACCCCAGUCACCACCAGUGCCACUGCAGGUGGUUCAGGUGAAAUAUCUGAUGCAAAAGCCAAAGUCCAGGUUCAGAAAUGUAAAAAUGACUCCAAAGUCUCAAUGUCCUCUGGUGACGGCACCGUCCAGGCACCUCAGGAUGCCCUAGUCACCACCAGUGCCACUGCAGGUACUUCGGGUGAAAUAUCUGAUGUAAAAGCCAAAGGCCAGGUUCAGAAAAGUAAAAAUGACUCUGAAGCCUCAAUGUCCUCUGGUGAUGGCAUCGUCCAGGCAGCUCAGGAUGCCCCUGCCACCACCAGUGCCACUGUAGGGACUUCAGGUGAAAUAUCUGAUGUAAAAGCCAAAGGCCAGGUUCAGAAAAGUAAAAAUGACUCCAAAGUCUCAAUGUCCUCUGGCGAUGACACCGUCCAGGAGCCUCAGGAGACCCCAGUCACCACCAGUGCCACUGCAGGUGGUUCAGGUGAAAUAUCUGAUUCCAAAGUCUCAACCUCCAGAAAAGUGAAAAAUGCCAAAGGCCAGGUUCAGAAAAGUAAAAAAGCCUCCCAGGCCUCAACCUCCACUGGUGAUGGCACCGUCCAGGCACCUCAGGAUGCCCCAGUCAUCACCAGUGCCGCUGCAGGUACUUUGGGUGAAAGAUCUGCUGUAAAGCCCAAAGUCCAGGUUCAGAAAAAUAAAAAUGCCUCCGAAGUCUCAAUGUCCUCUGGUGAUGGCCCUCUCCAGGUGCCUCAGGAGACCCCAGUCACCACCAGUGCCACUGCAGGUGGUUCAGGUGAAAUAUCUGAUGCAAAAGUCAAAGGCCAGGUUCAGAAAAAUAAAAAAGCCUCCCAGGUCUCAACCUCCAGAAAAGUAAAAAAUGCCAAAGGCCAGGUCUCAACCUCCACUGGUAACGGCACCAUCCAGGCGCCUCAGGGUGCCCCAGCCAUAACCAGUGCCACUGCAGGUGCUUCGGGUGAAAGAUCUGCUGUAAAAUCCAAAGUCCAGGUUCAGAAAAAUAAAAUAGCCUCCGAAGUCUCAAUGUCCUCUGGUGAUGGCACCAUCCAGGCGCCUCAGGAGACCCCAGUCACCACCAGUGCUGCUGCAGAUGCUUCAGGUGAAAUAUCUGAUGUAAAAGCCAAAGGCCAGGUUCAGAAAAGUAAAAAUCCCUCCCAGGUCUCUACCUCCAUUGGUGAUGGCACUGUCCAGGCGCCUCAGGAUGUCCCAGCCACCACCAGUGCCGCUGCAGGUACUUCAGGUGAAAGAUCUGCUGUAAAAUCCAAAGUCAAGGUUCAGAAAAAUAAAAAAGCCUCCCAGGCCUCAACCUCCACUGAUGAUGGCCCUCUCCAGGCACCUCAGGAGACCCCAGUCACCACCAGUGCCACUGCAGGUGGUUCAGGUGAAAUAUCUGAUUCCAAAGUCUCAGCCUCCAGAAAAGUGAAAAAUGCCAAAGGCCAGGUUCAGAAAAAUAAAAAAGCCUCUGAAGUCUCAGUGUCCUCUGGUGAUGGCACCGUUCAGGCACCUCAGGAUGCUCUAACCAACACCAGUGCCACUGCAGGUGCUUCAGGUAAAAGAUCUGCUGUAAAACCCAAAGUCCAGGUUCAGAAAAGUAAAAAAGCCUCCCAGGUCUCAACCUCCACUGGUGAUGGCACUCUCCAGGCACCUCAGGGUGCCCCUGUCACCACCAGUGCUGCUGCAGGUGCUUCAGGUGAAGGACCUGCUGUAAAAGCCAAAGGCCAUGUUAGGAAAGGAAAAGAUUCCUCUGGGGCCUCAACUUCCACUAAGAGUUCUGGCCAAAGUAUUCUAAAUCAAAAGGCGAUAAUGAUAGUGGAGUACCUGCUGUAUCAAUAUAAAAAGAAGGAGCCCAUUAAAAAAGGAGACAUGCUGGAGAUCAUCCACAAGUGGUUCUGGAAGGACUUUCCUGAAAUUCUCGGGAGAGCCUCUGAGCGCAUGGAUCGGUUCUUUGGCCUGCAAGUGAAAGAAGUGAAGCCCAACGGUAACUACUACACCCUUGUCAGCAAUCAAGAUGAUACCAGCAAUGAGAGUGUAGGCUGUGGCUUUAGGUUUCCUAACAAAGGGAUUCUGAUGCCUCUCCUGGCUGUGAUCUUCUUGAAUGGCAACCGUGCCCCUGAGGAGGAGAUCUGGCAAUUCCUGGGUGAUUUGGGCAUCUAUGAUGGAAAGGCUCACUUCAUUUUUGGAGAGCCGAGAAAGCUUCUCACCCAAGAUAUGGUGCAGGAAGAAUACCUGGUGUACCAGCCGGUGCCCAACAGUGAUCCUCCACGCUACGAGUUCCUGUGGGGUGCAAGAGCCCACGCUGAGACCAGCAAGUUGCAAGUCCUGGAGUUUUUAGCCGAUCUCAAUGAUACCUUGCCCAGUGAUUACUCACCCCAUUAUGAAGAGGCUUUGCAAGAUGAGGAAGAGAGAAAGCAAGCAAGAGCCCAAGCUGCACCCAUGGCUGCCACUCCUCCCAUGGCCAGUGGAGACUCCAGUGUAAAGCUUAAGGCUCCUAAGUUUUGA